UCUAGAUCCCUCUUUCCUCUUCAUAGUCUUACUCAUUGACCGACUCGCAUAUAAAUCCAAAUCCAAAAUGGCCUUUCGUUAUGUUAGGCAAAUUAAAUUACAACCCAAAAGCCCAUCUUGUAGCAAGCCGCAAUGUCACCCACAUGCCAGAGGAGCCCAUCCAUGUUGUCCUGAGCUCCAGCACAACGAUACAAGUAACUUUUUUUAACCAUAACUUUCUUUUUAUUACGAUUAAUUAGCUCCCUGCACUCCCUCACCUCACAGGUGUUUUCAAUUCCUCUGGCUAAUUAGACCUCCUGUUCCCUAAAAUGGAUAACAGUGCCACCUGAGGGCUUCAGGAUCAUAUUAACAUUCAAAUUGCUAAAGUUGACGUGCUUGCUAGCUUGUUUUUCCACGAUCCCCGUCUGAUACCUGCUAAAUGAUCGCUAAAAGAGAGUGGGAACCCUGAUGUCAUACCUUCUCACAUGGUCGCGUGAACAUCACAAAAUACAACAUGCGAAGGAUGGCGGAGGAGAUACAACCUAACAUGGAGCAGAGGCUUGUGCAUGUCUGCUGUCUGAGUCACAGCUCCUGGAUGUUAAGUUGGCUUCCUUCUUGGUGCCCCACUUCUCCCUCUCAGCUGAAAGAUGCAGAGGAAAAGAUGCUCAAGAGUGUGAAGCGGACAUUCUCCAGGCAGCACGUCCGGAUAUCCAACAGCAACUAUCUGUGGACCUUAGCUUUUUCCACUCAGCAACAGCCAUGCUCUCUCCCCCAGCCCCCUGCCUGCCCCAGGUCUCCUCUGGUUCUGCUGCAUGGCUUUGGAGGCGGGGUUGCCCUUUGGGCCCAAAACCUGGACUCUCUCUCCAGCAGUGGACCGGUCUACACUCUAGAUCUGCUGGGUUUCGGCAGGAGCAGUCGCCCCCAGUUCACCAGCGACCCAGUGGGGGCUGAGCAGCAGUUUGUGGCUGCCCUGGAGGAGUGGAGGGAGAAGGUGGGACUGGAGGAAAUGGUGCUGCUGGGACAUAACCUUGGAGGAUACCUGGCUGCUGCCUACACACUCAAAUACCCACACAGGGUGAAACAUCUGCUGCUAGUGGAGCCAUGGGGGUUCCCAGCACGUCCAGAGAACCCCAACCACAACUCCAUCCCAGUGUGGAUCAGAGCCAUGGGGGCUGUUAUGAGCCCCUUCAACCCUCUGGCUGGACUCAGACUGGCUGGGCCUCUAGGUCCGAUGCUGGUCCAGACAAUCAGGUCAGACUUCAAGCAGAAAUACUCGACUGUGUUUGACGACAACACAGUAUCUGACUACAUCUACCAUCUGAAUGCUCAGACUCCAAGUGGAGAAACCGCCUUCAGGAACAUGACCAUUCCCUACGGCUGGGCUCAGAGGCCCAUGCUGGAGAGGAUCGGCCAAGUCCAGGCUGACAUUCCCAUCUCCUUCAUCUAUGGAUCACGCUCCAGCAUUGACAGCGACUCUGGAUAUGCGUUGAAGAAAACCAGACCAGAUGUGCAAAUCACGGUGAUCAGAGGAGCAGGCCAUUACGUUUUUGCAGACCAGCCCGUUGACUUCAACAAGACAGUCCUUCAAAUCCUCGCUAGGACGGCGAAGAAAAGACUGCAUGAGGGAACGAAGCAGCGAGAGCUCCCUCAUUCAGACGACACGCAGGAGGUCACGGGGUUCAAGUAGCCCAAACCCCGUACACAGCCUCGGCUGUUUAACUGUACGACUCUUUAUCAUGCAUCGACUCUUAAAAGAGAAAUAAACCAUCGCUGACUUGGGAAACUUCACGUCAGCGUCUAACACUCCCUAAGGCUUUGGAUCCAAGGUCAGAAUAUGCCACGGAUUUCUUUAUCCAACAUCGAUAAGGUUUUGUAAAUAAAUGUGAGAUGCAGUCUGUUUUGCUCACUUAGUAUUUUUCCUUAGAGCAGUCGGUGCAAAAUUGCAUCUAUUUAGAAAUACUGAGUUGGGAAAUCAUCUCUCAGGAGAAUAUCUUGUUUUGGGUUGAGAUCCAAAGUACGCAGGAUGUUCUUCUUCUGACCCCUCACCCACUCCACGAGAGAUAUGAGAGAGACGGGUAGAGGGCAAAGGGCUGCUGUGUUUUUCAGGAAGCUUCCUCACUGUGACUGAGAGCUGCCAGCAGGUGGCAGCACAGUAACAGCAUGCGUACGUUACCUCCCCUCCUUUGCAGAAGGGUAACAGUGAGUCCCACACAAAGCGCCCUCACAAGCAUAUUGAGUCGAGCGACCUACUCCAGAGACCUGGACAGUGAUGCUUCAAGAGCAGCCCGACACUCGGCUCUCUGCUAAGUCACAGCUGCAGUGACAGAAUAGGGUCAGAGAUGUUUGUUGGACUAAAAAUAGGCCUUCUGUUUCAAGGGGGUCAACAUGAGUUAAACAAAUCCUUUUAUUGGGAGACAAAGUCUUGAUAGUUGGAGCAAGAAACCUACUGUUUUAAAUGGACAUGUGUCUGUUUAUGUGACGCUUUGGGGGAAAUGUACUCCAUGCACUAAAUUCAUAUUUACAUUCAACCAUUUUCACGCUGCAACACGCUGAUUCUCCCCUGGAAGAAUAGGUUACUACGAGGGAAAACAAAACCAUAAAGCCCUAUUAAAGUACUCACAAGGUUAGACGAGUGGCGUUAUUGCAAUGGACAACGUAGUUUCUCUAUUGAUUGUAAGUUUUGUCUCAACUUUCAAAGAUUAAGCUUUGCACUCCUCUGUCAGAUGAUGGAGAGUAUUAAAAAAAAAAAGAAGUAUCGAUUCAGUAGAACCACAUAUAUAUUGACAUUUGCCUACAUUACCCACAAUGCAGCUUAAUCAGAUUCAUGCUAGGUGCAGCUAAUGGAGCCUCGAGACUGGUCAGCUCACUUCUUUCCUUAACUCCACAACAUCACGUUGGUUUCCUUUUUUUAAACGUGUAGUCCUCGGCCCCAGCCCGACUGAAGUGACAGGAUUUACACAACAGGCAGUCGUGUUCCCUAAUGCCUGUAAACAUACUUUGAAGUGUACAAGAUGCCUGCCGUCAAAUGAAAGGAAGAACAAGAUUGCUAGCUGGACAUUUAACACAUUUGUUAGACCCGGCGAGUCAACCAAAUGCAAACAUAAUUUGAGUUUGUUUACGUAAUACUGUGGUUAGAUGGUUUUAAAGGCUGACGAUAGACUUGAUAACCUGGACAUGUGUUAGAUGUUAGAUCUGCCCGUCUGUCAUUUCUAAGACAUCAACCCGGCCCACCCGAACUGUCUCUUGGCAACAGGGUAGCCACGGAGACAAGUGUUUCGGAUCUGCGACCUGCAGGAAGUGAUGCUGUGGUAAUUAUGGGUUGCUUGUUUCCUUGAAGACGCAGGCUGGCUGCUUGUCAAGGCAGAGAGGAACAUGCAGCGGGAGCUACAUGUGUGCAGCCUCUGUGCUGAGAUGUGCACACACACUGUGCCCUGGCCUCUGUCCAUAAUACUCACUUAAUAAGCCUGCAGGCUUAUUCAUCACAUCUCUGUAUCUCUGUCACCCACUCAGUCACAUGGCCAUGAAAUCAUUUCAUUAGGAAAAGUGACAGGAGCUUUCAUACUGGGUUUGGAUAUAAUUGAAAGCUUGAAGGCCUGAAAUAACUGCACAUGAAAGAUGUGCGCGCACGGAAACACACACUGUUGCACUGCUGCUGGCAACUUAUCAGCUCUCCGUUUAUCUUUAAUCAGUACCACCACAUACAGGUUUGUGCAGCCAAAGCUCCGUUUUAAAGGCUAACAGUCGUAUCUCUCUCUCAUCUGCAAGAACAAAGGGAUAUUUCACAGAUUAUUCUGACUCAUUUUAUGGGUCCUAGUUAGGGAUGUACCAAAUGUCUUUUUUUUCACAUUCAAAGCUUCUACUAAGGUUUUUAAAUUAAGCUUUAAAUGUCUGUCGUCAUAUUUUAUAUAAAAAAUAAAUCCUCUCACAAAACCCUAAAGAGAGAAAGUGUUGUUGUAAACUUAAAUACCAAACAUAUGGAUUAAAGCAGGAAUAUUUAAUUACAUAACAAUAUAAUAUCUCUUUUGUUCAGUACAUUUGGAUGAAACAAUCCUUCUAGAAUCUAAUUCUACAAACAGUGUGAUAAUAAUAUUAGUGUAACCUCAUCUUUAUCUGCAACUAUGCAGAAAUACCGGCUUCAAACACAACGAGACAAAAAGAAAGUUUCAGAUUCAACGUUCUGAAUAAAGCUUUGAACUCUUCGGUGCAGCCCUCGCUCGUGUCACUACUCAAUACGUGAACAUGAAUGAUGAUAUGAAUGAACAUGGAGUCAGUCUUUCAGAAGGCUUUCCUGCACCAGCACCAUUUGUUUAGUUUCCCCCCC
Molecule: messenger RNA, 4300 nt
Organism: Cottoperca gobio
Lineage: Eukaryota; Metazoa; Chordata; Actinopteri; Perciformes; Bovichtidae
Product: 1-acylglycerol-3-phosphate O-acyltransferase ABHD5-like
Exons: 8
Coding region: 494-1666 (390 amino acids)
Biological process (GO): positive regulation of triglyceride catabolic process; negative regulation of triglyceride storage; phosphatidic acid biosynthetic process
Cellular component (GO): mitochondrion; lipid droplet
Molecular function (GO): carboxylic ester hydrolase activity; lysophosphatidic acid acyltransferase activity
Source: RefSeq, a predicted model, not a curated record